This is a messenger RNA of Cicer arietinum (chickpea), 965 nucleotides long. RefSeq lists its product as uncharacterized. Lineage: Eukaryota; Viridiplantae; Streptophyta; Magnoliopsida; Fabales; Fabaceae. Gene Ontology annotation, cellular component: plasma membrane. The record is from RefSeq and is a predicted model, not a curated record.
CUCUCUCUUAUCUCUUAACAAUUUCACAAACAACAAUGACUACAAUGUUUUGGAUUCUCAUUUUACUAAGCCUAAGUUGCUUGCUAGGAUUCAAUGCUCAAGCACCUUCACCAUCAAAGUUGCCACCUACAACCCCAACGGCAACGUCGCCGGUCACAACACAACCACCUAUCGUGGUGGCGCCGUCUCCUCCCAUCACAAUCCAACCACCUGCAAAUGUAGCUCCUAAAUCUUCUCCAGUCACAUCGCCAGCACCCAAGGUUGCACCAAUUUCAAGUCCACAAACUUCGCCACCACAACCACCAAAAAGUUCGCCUGUCUCAACUCCUACAUUGCCACCACCAUUACCACCACCACCAAAAAUAGCACCAACACCGGUUCAAACACCACCAGCGCCUGCACCGGUGAAGGCAACACCGGUCCCAGCGCCUGCACCCACAAAGCAAUCACCUUCUCCUACACCUGUUCCUUCACCACCAAUACCGGCACCAACGCCUACAAUUGAAGUACCCGCACCUGCACCUGUACCCCCAAAACAUAAGAGAAGACACAGACACAAACACCUGAAACAUCACUCACCAGCUCCGGCACCAACUGUCAUUCACAAGAGUCCACCAGCACCACCAACUGAUGUUGAUGCCGAUACAACACCGGCACCAGCACCUAGUCUUAAUUUGAAUGGUGCACCAUCAAAGUAUCAUCAAGGGAGAAAUAUAUGGGCAACAGUUGGAUUUGCCAUAAUUGUUUUUCUAGCUGUAACUGGCUACAGCAGCUAGACAAUAUUCACUCUAAGCACUUAAUUUGUUUGCAAAAUGUAAAAUCAUUUCAUAUGUAUAGAUCUGAAUAAUGAGUGUCUAUAUACUCACCAUUCUUUCUUUUUAUUUGUUUGCUCGGGAACAUUAAUCAAUAUGAAUUUUUGAAAUUAUCAGAAAAUGUCACAUAAAAAUAUCUCUGGUUAUGAGUUA